This is a messenger RNA of Patiria miniata (bat star), 2641 nucleotides long. It is a transcript of the gene opn5, whose product is annotated as opsin-5-like. The transcript has 7 exons. The record is from RefSeq and is a predicted model, not a curated record. NCBI's taxonomy places the organism in Eukaryota, Metazoa, Echinodermata, Asteroidea, Valvatida, Asterinidae. Bases 601 to 2007 code for a protein of 468 amino acids. Gene Ontology annotation, cellular component: membrane. Gene Ontology annotation, biological process: G protein-coupled receptor signaling pathway. Gene Ontology annotation, molecular function: G protein-coupled receptor activity.
GAGGGGGUUUUCAAACAUUGGCCAUUCUAUGUCACUUUUAGUUUAAUAAUGUUAUGUGAUGUAAUCUGCUAUUUUGAACGAGAAAAACGUACUUUUGAUUGCACAUUCACGAAAUUGUAUUCCAGAACUCUGCGCGCAAAGGUAUGCUGGUACGCGCGUGUACGUGUAUGACGUUUUUACUAACGACCCGGAUAGCCACGAGACGUGACGCCGGUCUAUGUACAAAAACAUCAACAUGUUUAUUGAUAUGAAAAAGGCAUCAUUGAGUCACCAUGAGAAAUGAAAAAGGAUGCUUAUUGCACACAGUGAGUGCUGGGUCUAGCCUCUUCACUUGGUGGAUUCAGCGAAAGAUGGGACACUGUAGAUAAGUUGUUCGGAAGCAGACUUUUCUUCCUGCGAAUGAUUCGGUGAAGGUGUCUGCGAAUGGUGCUAGAAGACAUUGCAUUGAGAGACGCACCGUGCAAGGAGGGAUGCGAUGCUAAAUGACCAGCGCAGUAAUUGUCAGGUUUGUUGACGACAGUCAUUGACGACAGUCACGAUUGUUGCCGGCCCGUGGUGUCUUUUUUUUUAACUCCUGUCUCCGAGGAUCUAGUCUCACUGAUGAGCACGAUGGAGGAAGACGCUUUCGCAUCCGAACUCCCCAAUGUUGCUGCAAUCCUGUCCGGUGUCUGGAUUCUAAUGAUCAUUCUAAUAUCCUGUGUUGGCAACGGUGCCGUCCUGGUGACCUCACUGCGCAAGCGCAGGAACUUGAAAGCGCUGGACCUUCUGACGAUUAACCUAGCGGUGUCAGAUCUAACGGUUUGUCUGAUUGGUUAUCCCUUGCCAGCUGUGUCAGGAUUUGCCGAUAGGUGGAUGUUUGGCGAGAGCGGCUGCAUAUGGUACGGCUUUUGCGGAUUCUUUUUCCCCAUGAACGCGAUGAUGACGCUGGUUGCAAUAGCCGUAUGCCGCUACCUGAAACUCUGCAAAAAAAACUUUGACGACACCCUGCUUGCUAAACACAUGCCGAAGAUUAUAGCGGCCGUAUGGAUGUAUGCGCUCGUCUGGACAGUCCCACCGUUAAUGGGCUGGAGCAGGUACGUCCCGGAGCGGUUCCGCACCUCCUGUACCGUGGACUGGGCGAGCCGGCUACCCAGCGACCAGGCUUACAUCAUUUGCAUAUUCAUCUUUUGCUACCUGUUCCCCCUGAUGUGCCUGAUUGGCUGCUACGGAGCCAUCACCAAGGCGAUAUUUGCCCACCGCAGAAUGAUCCUGCAACAGCACACGACCCACUUUACGCAUUUCUGGACCGAAGUUCGUUUGAUCAAGUCCUCCUUUUCGGUUACCCUCGCGUAUAUGAUCGCCUGGACUCCAUACGCAGUCAUCUCCUUCUGGGCCUUCGCCGGCGACGCCUCGAGCCUCCCGGUCGCAGUCUCGGCCUUGCCCGUCUUUCUCGCCAAGUCAGCCGCCGUCUACAACCCCAUCAUCUACACCAUCUUCAACCGGAAGUUCAAGAGCGAGCUGCAGGAGAUGUGCUGCUGCUGCGGCUGCAAGUGCUACAACAUCUCCAUCAACAUCAACACGACCAUCACCCCUCAGCAGGAAGGCGUGCUGCCCGUGGCGACAGGCACUGCCGAGCGCUCGCGCCUCGUCUUCUACAACCCCUUCUCCAAAUUCCUGAUCGCUUCACCCUCCAUGACCCACCCGGUCCACAAGGUUGGCACCCACAAACGCCUGUUCGUAACGACGAAGAAAGCCAGCAUUCCCGCAGAACCCGCUAACCCCCUUGGAAUGGUAAUCCACCAAGAGAUAUCCAACCCUUUCCCUUGCAUUCCGGAAGACGACAUGCCCGGUCCUUCCAGGGGAUUCUCGUCCGGUGAGAGGCGCGGUACGCUGACGAUCACUAUGCCGCUUGUUCAUCUGCCCAACGUAAUAUCCUCCGCGUCAUCCGUCUCGGGUGUCAUAAAUGAUGCCUACGACCCGGCGUCGGCUGCGCAGAAUUUUAACCCAAGGAAGCGCGGCUCAUUGUAAUUGCUGAGAUUGAGAUAUAGACCCGAUGGCGUGCUGGGAUGCCCGUGGACCUUUUUCACGAAGAAGCCAUUUUCUUGUCGUGUUCCCUGAAUGUAUUUUGUAAAUUGUGAACUGUUGGAUGGGAUGGUGCCAGACUAUUUAAAAAUCUAGCCUCACUUCAUUUCUUAUCAAAAUGUGGCUAAACAUUAGGGUAUGUUUAAUCACAAAUUUUAAAUUAUUCCGUAAGAGCAGACUGAUAUUAAUUGGUAACAUACUUUAUGUCAUUGCUUUCAUUUCUCUUCGUAAGUUCCAAAAAUGAAGAUUUUUUACCUCGAUUUUAAUUCAAUAUUCAAUACAUGUAUGUUGAUUUUUUUUUCUCUGAAAUGAAAAACAAGUUUUCUGCCUGAAAUGUCAGAUCCGUCCCAAUUUCUCAAUCUAGGACGUACCGCGUCCUCUGAUACAUGGAAUAAGAAAGACGAUGUUUUAAUUAAUGUUUCUUUAUUCGAGAGGUGCUAGAUCAGUGCGGGAAAUGUAUACUUUUCUCGGGUCAGUCUAUUUCAUUGUGUAUAUGUAUGUGACAAUAACAGUUGUAUCUUUAAAAUUGUAUUUUGAUUGUUUCAGAUGGUGAAUAAAUCUCAUAUAUAUUUUGUCAAAA